AUGGACGACACGGAGUUUAACGAAACGCAAAAAAUAUUAGAGAAUGUCGAAAUACCCAGCAAGAAAGAUGAAAGUGAAAAAAAUUGUGCUAUGGAGAAAUCGGUAGAAAUAAAGUGACGCUCUUGAAAGUUCCAUACUUCGGCAAGACCGGCACUUCGUCAGGCCAUGAUGUUCUGGUUUAUGAAACAAUCCAAGAACUUAAACCGAAAACUAUUGUUAGUCUGGGAGUUUGCGAUGGUGUAAGGAAAGAAGCACAUUUCCUUGUGAUGUCGUGGUGUCAUCACAAGUCUACUUUCUUGAGCAACCGGAUGACGACUUGUCAAAUUUUGAUCGCACAACGUAUGACGGCAAUUUGGGACUGGCGCAUUUGUUCGACCGUGGGAAAUUUGCGUGGUUUGGUCCUUGUGAAAAUGUGAUAGUUCCAAAAGUCCAUGUUGGUCAGUUUACGACAGGUUUACAAGAUGGUGACGAUAAAAAGAGGGAUUCGCACAAAGCGGGAACCAUUGGAGUAGACACAGCGGCAAAACGUACGUAUUACAAUGGGAGCGAUCGGAGUUAUUUUCUCGCAAAACAGGAAAAAUAAACAAAACCUUUUUGCUAAUGGUUGUGAAGUAAGAAUAAUUAAAUAGACAAGCUCUAAUGAAAAGACUACGACGCAACCAAUUUCAUAACAUUUUGAGAACUUGAUUUUUUCUGUGUUGGUGUAAUAUAUGUACUCAGGUGAAUAUGAUGCUUGUGAUGUUACUCUGAGUGUAUACACUCAGAGUAACAUCACAAGCAUCAUUUUGAGAACUUAUUCUCAACUGAUUAUUUAUAUACUUAUUUAUUACUCGUACUCCAGAGGAGCUCGAGUCUAGGUUUCGUCGUGUUGAAAAUUUGGGGGUCGUUGUUACAAUACGCUUACUACUAUGUAGUGCUAAGUUUUCAUGAAUAUUAAUCAGUUUCUUAUUUUCAUUAGCUUCGGUACAUGAAAAGUUACAUCUUUCAAUGGACCUAACAAAAUAUCGAUGUCUCAAGAAAUGUCGACUGAAUACUGUACCAACUGUACAUCCAUCUGACCGCCACAUUGCAUAUAGUAUCAGCCCUGGGUAACCACAUAGCCUAAAAAUUUGUGAUUCUCGGUGUUUCCUCAAAUGUUUCCCUGAUUGCCCACCCAUGGAAACAUUGUUGCGGAAACAAAAUUUGCUUCCCAAGCAGCAAAAAUGUUUCCUAGCAAAUUCAGAAACAUUUGAUGUACUCCGGUUUCCUCCCACAGGGAAAGUUGACAGGGUGGGUUAGGUAAAAGGGCCCACAGUGAUUGGCAAAUGCUGUUGUGGUAACCCUGCCCUAGUUGGCAAAAGCUUAAUAAAAAAAAAUGUUUUCUAGUAUUUGGCUACUCUGGGAAACAUGACGAAACAUUGGCAGGAAACAAUGUUUCCGCAACAAUGUUUCCUAGUUUGCCCAGGGCUUUACUAGUAACGAUUAGCUCCACGCUUCCCACAGCAACUUCUGUCCCUCAAGUAAUGCUAACCCUUGGAUGGAGCACGAGUGUACGCCUGAGCCGGCGUCUUGUUUCACUUAAUCACAUUUACAGUAUACACGGUAGCUUAACCAGAAUCGUUUUACAAAGAUUUUGAAAAGAAAGGAAUUAAAAUAAUUGUUUUUCACAAGGCCGCUUGUUCUAAACAUUUGUAAAAAUAGUAAAACUCUAAGUACAGCUAAAUUUUAUUGCUAACCCAUGUGGGACAACUGCCGAUUAGCGAUUACACAUGACCAAAACGCCAAAACGGAGACACGUGGAGAAGCCAAUUAAGGCUUGUCAUAAAGUGAAUCUGGCAGAAACAGUUUGUGAGUAUACCUGCAUGAGUUUGUCGCGAACGUCUUUUACAUUACCGAAAUUUUUAUUGCAUGACACCUGAAGUUAAACAUUCAUAAUCCCCGAGCCAACGGUGCCAAGCGCCGUUCCGGGCGUAAGCCCGGGGCGAGGGUACUAAUUCCGCCCAGUUACUUACACCCGGGAAAACGAAAGCAUUAGCGAAGUCUGAAGUUCAUCAAUGAUCGUGGGCGUGGGUGACCAGCGGUGUUUGGAUGUUGGGUGGGUGGUCAGCCUCACUGAUCUCAAAAAUAUGGCGGACUGUCAUGAAUAGUUCGCACUGAAUUUCAUUUUUGCAAGAAUUUGUGAAUUUUAAAAGCUUUUUAAGAAAAUAAAGGCGAAAGAAUUGCUAAAAGAAGGGAGUAAAGGCACCGACGUUAACGAAGGUAGGUUUAUAAUAGUUUAUUUGUGGAAACAACACGUAAAUUUAUUGCUGCAAAGCUUUCGAUCCGUUAAGCCCGGCGCACACUGGAGAUAUCAGCUGAGCUGAGCGUCACUCGUGACUGUUGGCGACUGUCGGCAACGAAUAUUCAACAUGUUGAACAAUUUCAGUCACGAAUGAACAUUUCCCCCUAGCGUGCGCGCUCGAAAAGCUGUCGCCUUUCAUUGUAGAUCGAAUAGGCAUGCGUAAUAAAACAUAAGACAGAAGUAAAAUAAUUAAUGAGGAAUAUUCAUAUGUCGCUACUCAAGCAUGCCUAUUCGAUCUACAAUGAAAGGUGAUGAUGGCUUUUCGAGCGCGCAUUUUAAAUGAAAAAGACAGCAUAUAAUUUCAGUGUUUCUUCACUGAUUGAUUAUCCUUUUUUAUUAUAUUAAAAUUUUUAAAUAAGGGAAGCAAAGUUGUUUGAAUGCAAAAAUUUGAAAUCAUUAUCAUUCAAACUUAAAGUUUUUCGAUAAAGGCAGUUUAGUUUUAUAAAGAACAUUUUAAAAUGUCUUGCGAAGCGUUUGAGGUUGAAUUUUAUCUUAAAUUGAAUUGAAGCUUAUAUUACGUAUAAUAACAGACCUAAUGAUAUAUGAAUAUUUUAGAAACAAGACUAACGAUAUAUGUUUAGGGAAUUGAUAAUUUUGUAAUUAAAAGUGAUAUUUUUAGGAGAUUUUUUAUUUGUAAAAUAUUCUUAACAAAAUUACCGUGUUACCAUGACAACAACUUUAGAUACUUCAUGUUCGGAAAAUACAAUGGUUUUGUCAGCAAGGCGAGGGGUUUCUGCAUGCAUGUAUUUUCUAGUAUUGUAUGUGUUUGUACGCAGCAGGCCCGACAUCACUUUCGAGAGACUUCACUGAGACUGAGUUUAAUAUUUUGUAAUUUGAUUUGCGGAAUUUUCCCUCAAGAAGAAUAGAUUCGGUCUGUUUCGUAGGCUUUAAUGUCACCCUAAUGGCUUACGCUCUCGUGUGUAUGACAUGAAUGCCUCCGAUAUUUCCCCAGGAUAACCUCAAUUUUAUCGUUUUAAGGUGUGUAUGCAACUUGUCAGAACUCUGGAGUACCGUGGCUGUCCUGUAAAUCUAUUGCAAAGUGGGCAAAUGAUGAAUUUCAAAAUUUGACAUGGUGCCAAUUUGGAGCGGCAGUUUCAGCUUCUUACGUUCAACACGUGCUGAAGAGAUUUUAUAUUCCAGACGAAGUUCAGGGUAUGUACACAGUUAACGAAAAUAUAGAGAAUAGUACGCGCAAAAACACCCUGAUUAAAAAUUUGCUUGUUGGUCUAAAAUUAACAGCGUAGGGUUUAGGGUAACUAAUGUUCCUUUUUAAAUUUCCUGGUUAAUUUAACCACAGUUCUGGUUAAUUUGGCCGGCUAUUGUGGCUGAUUUAACCAGGAUCCCUGGUUAAUUUAACCAGGCUAAAUGGUUGAAUGAACCAGAUUAUGUUAAGUCGAUUAUUAACCAAGAAUUCUGGUGGAUUCAACCAUAUAACCUGGUUAAAUCAACCAGGGAUCUUGUGACCAAAUUAACCAGGACUGCGGGUAAAUUAUGAAAUUGAUUUCGAGUGUUGACCAGAGUGAUCUUUGUCAAAACGAGAAAUAAGUUUUAUAUUUCCGAGCGUCCAUCUAUGGUUCUGUUUAGUAUAUAAAAUAAUUAUCCUUUUACCUUGCUAAUAAUGUACAUAAAAAUGUUACUCGACUGUGAUUGAUUGACUUCAGUGCAAUUAAUCUCAAACAGCAGUGCAAAAUUCUGUAACAAAAGUGCAAAAGCCGGUAACAAACUGUUCUGAUUGGUUCAACCAAUCAGCGUAAAAAGCAGUCCUGAAGUAACGGUCAGAGAUUGCUUCAAAACAAAACAAACAUGGCGGCCGCGCUAUGUAAAGUAAAAGUUGUGUCGGGUGAAAAAUAUUGCUUUUAUCUUUUCUAAAACGGAAAAUAUUUUAUCUUACUGUCAAAUCGGGUGUUUUUUAGCGCGCUACAAUAUAAUUUUCAGACCUUAAAUGUCACUCAUCCUUCAGACUCGUGCUAUUUUGAUGCUCAUAAAAAAACUCACUCGUUCGUGUUUUAUCCCAAUUUCACUCGAAACCAUCCUCUCAACUAUUCAAAAAUAGCAUUAAUUUAAUUUAAACUAUAAAGACCGAGACAAACCGGACGCGAUUCAACAAAGCGGCGCGUUUUUUCGAUUUUCACUGACCGAUAACAUUGAUCCUGGUUGAAGUUUUUCAAAUAUUUGGAAGCGCUAUAACAUUUUGGGUUAUUUGGUCUACAUAUCUUUUAAAAUUUCCUUUCACAAUAACUUACAAAAACUAAAAAUCGACCCCGUUGUUGAAUCGCGCCCGGUGCGUCUCGAUCUUAAUGCUGAUUUAGCAAUAAUCGUCACAUGUGCGACCGUCAUAAGUAAUCGCAGACGUGAGAUUAUUACCUGUAUAUAGGUGGCCGGGCAGCUGCCGAAAGACAUUUUGCCGAACGGACAUUUUGCCGACGGACGUUUUGCCGAACGGACGUCUUGCCGAACGGACGUUUUGCCGAACGGACGUUUUGCCGAACGGACGUUUUGCCGAACGGACGUUUUGCCGAACGGACAUUUUGCCGAACGGACAUUUUACCGAAAAGACAGUUUGCCGAACGGACAGUUUGCCGAAAAUAGAGAUAUCUUCUGAACUUUAUAGGUUCGCUUACACGGUCGAAAGUUCGGUGAUUAAAGUCAUUGUCGAUUUUGAUGACAGAAACUUUGAUAGUGAAGUGUAGUUUCCUUCUAUAUACUCUAAGUUUUUGACAAGUUUACCUAAAUUUCGUGAUAUAAAGAAUAACAUCAUUCAACAUCAUUGAUGGAAUGCGAUUUGCCCGAAAACUGUGAAUGUAUUCCAUGAUUCUCGAAGUGAAAUUCGCUUACGUCGUUGUCUUUGUACCGGCGCAUAUUUGUUUACAACCUGACGUCAAAACACGUUCCUAACAAAUGAUUCAUCCGCUGCACAAACAAUCUACUAAUAGUCAAUAUGGAUAUGUGCUGCUAACGACCAUUAUGCACUGCUUAUGACCAUAUAAUGAUUAUUUUACAUAAUAAUUGAGAAUUGCAAAGUUGAGAAAUGAGGCACAGUCCCAAACAUUUUCAAAAUAGCAUCUUUAUUUUCGGCAAGUUGUCCUUUCGACAAACUGUCCUUUCGCCAAACUGUCCGUUCGGCAAAAUCUCCGUUCGGCAAAAUAUCCGUUCGGCAAAAUGUCUUUCGGCAAACGAUCAUAGUGUAGAUUAUGGCGGAAUAUAAUGUUAUACCUGAACUUUUAAUUUUCCAAUCCAAAACAGCACGUGUGCCACAUGACGUUGUGAUUUUUUACCCAAUUCUAUGAGUACGUAAUGUAGCGUUAAAUAUCAUUUGCCGGUAGAUAGAACUAACAGUUGAAUAGUGCUUUGUAGACGGAAAAUUUGAGGGAAAAAUUAUCUACAAUUUCAGACCUAACCAGGAGAACCUGCGAAAAAUGCAACUAUAUGCCCUCUGGCAGGAAUCGAAUCUGCGAUUCCGGUGAAGCGUUUCUGAGCUAAAGAGUCCAGUUGUUGAGCUCGAACCACAAGUUCGUGUCUAUAUAAGGCAUAGUGGGUGAUGUAGCUCAUAAGCGACCUAUGCCCUCCCACAAUUGGUACGAGUACGUAUUUUGUAACUACUAAGCUAGAGCAUCACUGCCCUUAGUUUAGCAGGUAACGGCUACAAUUUAACCGUAUUUUCUAUAUUUGACCACAGUAUUUGACAAGUCCGUGCCUAAGCCCUGCCUUCCUCCAAUGGUGCCCCGUUUCAUUGGUCGACAACAAAAAGUUGAAGAUAUCUUGCGUGUGUUGACGUCCACAUCUGCUCAGGUAGUUUCUGUAUCUGGACCCCCUGGUUUUGGCAAAACCUCAUUGGCUAUUGCAGUAGGACACCAACUUAGAAAGCUCGGACUACCAGUUUAUUUCCUUUCCUUGAGAAGCGUCAAGACAGCGGAAGAGCUGACCUCUGAUCUCUUAAACACCUUUGCAAAUGCGUCUGAUGUAACGGGGCGAGAACGUUCAAAACUAUGCAGACUCCUCAGUGCAAUUCCUUCCAAUAUUUGUAUCAUCCUCGAUAACGCCGAUGAUCUUUUUCAGACUAGUGGUGAAACGAGCCAAGACGUUUUAGACCUACUGGAAAAGAUCUUUUCUCAUUGCAAGAAUGUAUCCUUUCUACUGACCACAAGGACGAGUCUUCAAUCGGUGCUGGGAAGAAAAUUUGUUGGUCAUACGUCUGUCGGUGUUGUAUCGCUAGACAGGAAAUCGUCCCAAAUGCUUGUUCAAGAACUUGUCCCUACUGCUGAUGAAAGUGAAUGCUGCAGAGUGGCUGAGGUCUGUGGAGACGUUCCGCUGGCCAUCAAACUUUUGUGCGGUCAAAUCGUUGACGAAAAGAAGGGUAUAUCUGAAUUCCUUUAAAACUUUAGCCGUUCUUCAAAAAAGCUAGCAGACUUGUUAGACGAUCCAUGCGCGCCAAAUGAUCAACGUUUAAAUAUCUUGUUCGAGUCUUACUUCAAAAGACUCUCUCGAGAAGAGAAAGAAGCAUUUGUUUGUCUUUCAGUUUUUGUCAGUGAAUUGUUCGACGAGCAAGCAGCAGUAAACAUCAUUGGAGGCGAUGAAGACUCAGCAAAAAAAACUUUGUUGGUGCUCAAGAGAAAAUAUUUGGUCGAAGGAAAUUCCUGCGAAACAAGGCUGUUUUCUUUGCACCCUCUGAUCAGGUCAUUUAGUUCCGAAAAAGCAGUUUCUGAUAUGAAAGAAAUUGCUUACGAAGCAGAAAGGCGUUUCCUGAGUUAUUACGUCAAGUUGUUUGAAGAUUUGAACAACCAGUUUCUCGCAGGAAAUUCUCUCCUUGCAUUCCACGAUUUCGAAUUUAACAAAGCAAAUAUGGUACAUAGUCUCUCCGAAGGUGUUCAAAACGAGGAAGUCUGUGACGCAAUUUUCGAUGUUCUUUUCAAUGCCGAUCUGUUUUUGGACACCAUUUGCUACUUUGAGCAUGAAUGGAUGUUUUACAAACUUUAUGAUUCAGCAAUAGCCAAGGCAAAAGAGCAGCAUAAAUUGAAAGCUUUCCAUCAACUGCUAAUUGCUAAAGCUUUUGCUGAAAUACAUGGGCCUGAUGGACAUACUUUGACAUUAUUAAAAAAGGCCGAAGAAAUAGAGAAACAAAAUCCUGUCCUUAUUUCGAAAGUUGUCAUGGGAAAACGAAUGUGUUACCUUGGUAUUCACUUGCUAAUGUAUAAAGCGGUAGCGAAAGGUGUUGAAAUUCUUGGAACAGGGAUAUCUCUGUUGAGUUUUGAAAAUACUGUACUUAAGGUUUUAUGCUCCCAGAUUCUUGCUUUGAUUGUUUCUUGCGCAGAAAAGUCUUCGUAUUACCGGAACAUUGUUUUAACUAAAUGCGCUGACCGACCAUCCUUGUGUGCUUUCUUUAAAGCUAUACAACAAGAUGAUUGCGCUGACGAGAAAGAGAUUGAAAUCUUGAAAGGUAAAAGUGAACCACUUAUCUUGGAACUUGGUCUUCUCAUCGAGGUCUUGGCGUGCAAAUAUGACAUGGGUGAGGUGAUAUAUAGACUUGGUUUGUCCAUCUCCAAGUUACGGAAAGAAGUCGAAGCCGAGGCACAGAACGACCGUCUAUACCGCCCACUACUCUUACUCGUUGAAAACGCCGUGCUAGUGGUCAAAAUAAAACAAGAGAGUCCAGCAGCGCUGCAGCACGCUCUUGAUAAUUUUGUAGAAGAAAACGGUCGGCUAAACUCGGAUACAGCCUUAAGGUGCUAUCAUAAUGGAGAAUGUCUAUCGAGACAGAUGAAUUAUGAGGAUUCCCUGAGAUAUCAUUAUGAAGCAUUAGACAUCAGACUGAAGCUUUAUGGCCACAACUUAGAUAUCGCCGACAACUACUACCAGAUUGGAUAUAUCCAAUAUUUCAAAAAUGAUUACGAGUCAGCACUGAAGUCGUUCAAGAAAGCACUUGUCAUCAGACAAAAUCUUCACGGGAAAAUUCACCCAGUGCGAGACGUUUUCCGCAAUUGCCAUGAAAUGAUUGGAACAACAGAGUAUUAUUUGAAAGAGUACGAUUCAGCUGUGCAUUGGCACCAGCUAUCCCUGGAUAUUAGCGUGGCGCUCUAUGAAAAGGAACACCCAGUCGUCGCUGAUAGCUACUUCAGCAUUGCAAAAUGCCAGUGCGAAAUGCAAGAUUAUGAUUCUGCUCUGGAGUCAUGUCAACAUGCACUUGAUAUCAGGUUAAAGCUUUUUGGACAGGAGUGCGUAUUUACAAGCAACAGUUAUGACCAAAUGGAAUUUAUACGUACUAAUCUAAAGAAAGUUUGCGAAUCAUCUCUCGAGCUUCAAAGCAAAAAUUCGCUUUCUUACUUUAAGAAAAAAAAAAUUAUUUUAAGAAAUUUUUCUCAAAUAAAUCCAAAUUUCUUGGGAGAAUAA
This is a messenger RNA of Paramuricea clavata, 8704 nucleotides long. The record is from the annotation of a GenBank genome assembly. NCBI's taxonomy places the organism in Eukaryota, Metazoa, Cnidaria, Anthozoa, Malacalcyonacea, Plexauridae.